Danio rerio (zebrafish) is the source of this 1267-nucleotide messenger RNA. RefSeq names its product transmembrane protein 243, mitochondrial b (gene tmem243b). The record is from RefSeq and is marked provisional. Lineage: Eukaryota; Metazoa; Chordata; Actinopteri; Cypriniformes; Danionidae.
CGCUGAUCGGAAUAUCAAUAAAUCCCCCCGCUUGCUUCAUCAAGAGCUAAAAACAACAACAACAAAAAAGAGUCAUCCUUCUCGUCUUCCAUCCUCAGAUAUUUGUGCUCCUGCACUAAUUAUAUUUAGGAUUUCUGAGUCCUCAAACCUUCAUCAUGAUGAAUAUUUGCAUCAUACUGCAAGGUAGCCAACCAUGAGUGUGAUGUGCUUGUAAAUCGCUUGCUGUGAGGAGAGAAGCGCGAUCAUGCACCGCCAUCCUCCACGCCAGAAGAGCUGCAGCUGCUAGAAGGACUCAGGGAAGUGUGUAUGUGUCGCUCUGGCCAUGGAUGACUUCACUACACGCACCUAUGGCACCAGUGGCAUGGACAACAGGCCUCUGUUCGGAGAGACCUCGGCCAGGGAUAGAAUCAUCAAUCUAGUAGUCGGUGGACUUGCAUCUUUACUUGUUCUGGUGACCAUCAUUAGCUCAUUCGUCUUUCCUUCACUGCCUCCCAAACCACUCAAUAUAUUCUUUGCCAUCUGCAUCAUGCUAGUCUGCGGCUCAGUGUUGGUUCUGAUAUACUGGUAUAGGCAGGGAGAUCUGGAGCCUAAGUUCCGCAACUUGAUCUACUACAUGCUCUGCUCCAUCGUUCUGCUGUGUAUCUGUGCCAACUUGUACUUUCACGAUGUGGGACGUGAUAAACAGAGCAAUGCCUUAUAAAAACCACAGGAAGCGCAGAAUGUUCAUCGUUAUGUGGGAGCUUUGGAAACCCACAUAAACCCCACCUGAAUUCUUGAAUCAGGAGAAUUCAUUUUCCUACAAGCCCCGUUUGUGUGGGCAGGCCAGUCUGCCUUUGGGAGCCAUAUUAAUGCACAUAAACAUAUUAUAGAUGCAAAUAUGUUAGCGAUCAGUAGCACUCUGGGAUGUCCGUGCACAUGUUUGCACCCUCUAUGCUGUACACAGCUUAACUUAUAUGCCAAUGUAAAGACAAGAGCAGAGUUUUUGAGAUAAGCCAUCCACAAUGCUUUUAUAUUUGUACAUGAUACAUCUACGGUACACAUUCCUAAUGAAGAAAUUGCUUAUUUUGUAUUUAAAUUAUUAGAAAAGCAAUCUCGAAUAAGAGCACUUGGUUAAAAACAUGCAGCGGUUGUUGAGAAAUUGUUUGUUUUUUUGUUCAUUUUUUUCUAAAUUAAUGAACAGUGUUCUUUGAUUGGGUGAAAACCUUAUAUUUUUGGUUAUAACCUGGUGUAAUUUGGUUUUAUGUAAUGAAUAAAUACAUAUACACUG